AUGCAAACAUUCAGAGACGAAAAUAAUAUUGUUCGACUCAGAACAAAGCUUCUCUUCGGAAAUGAAGAGGAAAAUUUCAAGUGCCACAUAUUGUUGCCCGGAAGCCAUGAGAUUAUUCAUCGACUGGUAAAGCAAAAGCAUUGUGAACUACAACAUGCAGGACUUCGAACUCUGAUUGCCAAUUUAAGAGAAGAUUACUGGAUUAUUUCGAUCAAUAGAUUAGCGAAACAAGUUAGCUCUAGUUGUAUUUCAUGUAAAAGAUUCAAAGCCAAACCUACAGAACCACCUUUUACACCUCCUCCUAAGAACAGAAUAAAGGCUGCUGCAGUUUUUGAAGUUUCAGGGAUUGAUAUCGCAGGCCCUUUGUAUUUGCGUUCUGGCGAAAAGACAUGGGUUGUACUUUUCACCCGUGCCAUUUAUAGGGCUGUCCAUCUUGAAUUAGUCAAUUCCCUGUCUACAGAAGUUUUUAUUAUGGCUUUAAGAAGAAUCUUUGCUCGAAGAGGUAGAGUAAAUAUAAUCUACCCUGACAACGGUACAAACUUCAUUGGUUCAAGCAAUGCUCUAAGAAAUUUAGAUUGGGAAAAGAUCAUGUCGUUUUCCACUAUCAAGAAAAUCAAAUGGAAUGUUAACCCUCCAACAGCCGCCUGGUGGGGAGGAUGGUGGGAGCGUAUGGUUAGAAUGUUGAAAGAGAUGCUACGAAGAAUUUUGGGCAGGAAAAGUCUUGACUAUGAAGAGUUGGAAACUAGUCUAUGUGACUGCGAAGCUACAAUAAACUCUAGGCCUCUUACAUAUAUUGAAGACAAUUCUGAAGGUCUGAAGCCAUUAAAUCCCGCUUGUUUCUUACAAAGUAUUCCUAGCAGUGAAACAAUUGAUUUAGACGAAAUCGACAGUAACAGCCGGGAAGAAUCUUUAAGAGUUGGAGAGGUCGUUCUUUUAGAAACUGAUGACAAGCGUAUCAACUGGCCUUUAGGAAUCGUCAUUGAAGUAUUUUCUGGAAAAGAUGGGCACUCAAGAGUUGCCAGAUUUUACGCGGAAGCAGAUGUUCGGGAACUUCCAGACCGUCUUCCACUUCCAUACUGUCCGAAUCUGCGGAUUCAGGAAUAG
Messenger RNA from Stegodyphus dumicola, 1104 nucleotides. RefSeq lists its product as uncharacterized. Lineage: Eukaryota; Metazoa; Arthropoda; Arachnida; Araneae; Eresidae. The record is from RefSeq and is a predicted model, not a curated record.